This is a messenger RNA of Dentiscutata heterogama, 878 nucleotides long. NCBI's taxonomy places the organism in Eukaryota, Fungi, Glomeromycota, Glomeromycetes, Diversisporales, Gigasporaceae. The record is from the annotation of a GenBank genome assembly.
GGGGUUUCUUUACUGCUCUAGUCUUAUGUGCAUGUGUAACUUCUAUUUCUGAACUAGAUGUAGAAGAAUUACUUGAAUUGCUGUCUGAAGUGUCUGAAUUAGAAGAAGCAUUUGUAGAAUAUUUGAUAUUAUUUUUCUUACUCUUAUUUUUGGAAACAUCGUCAUUUAAUCUUCUGAAUAGUAGAUAUGUUGAAGCUAGACCAGGUUUAGAUUCCAUUAAUUUAGAUAAAUUAUUUUUAGUAGAGCUGGCUUUGUUAAAAUCUUCAUUGAAUAAUGAGAUGCUUAUACCAUCUAUUACAAUUUUAGCAUGUGGAUAUGGGUUUUGGGAGAAUAUCCAAAGCUUAUUUUUGCUUCAUAUAUCUAUAACCAAUCUUGCCCCAACACUAGAUCGAAUAAUAGAUUUUUGUGAAUUUGAAAAUCAUCACCAACUAAACCUUCUAAUUCGUGAUCAGAUUCAAGCUUAUCGAAUAAGUACAAUGACUGAAAAUAAUAAUAUUGAAUUAGUGUUAAAGCAACAGAAUGUGAUUGAUUCAUGUUCAGAAUGUCCAAUUAUCACUUAUAAGAUUGCGAAAAAAUUGGGUUUCGAAAAAGAUAAAAGUUUACCCAUUACCGAUAAAGUGGUAUUUGAUAUUGUUAAGCAAGUAUCGAGUAAAAAAAUCCAGAUUUCUCUCUGCCAAUUACUGAAGAUAGUGAAACUUGAGAUUCAGCAGGAUAUUAUAAACUCGAUAGCAAACCCAGAUAUUUCUUGGAGAAAUUGUACACUAUUUGAGGCUAAAAGAAAAAAAACAAUUUUUAAUAAUAUUGCAUCUGAGUCCUCAUCUAAAUCUUCAUCCCUAUCUGAGUCUGGGUCCAACUCUGAAUGGAAUAAAAGCAAUUAG